Molecule: messenger RNA, 2634 nt
Organism: Actinia tenebrosa (Australian red waratah sea anemone)
Lineage: Eukaryota; Metazoa; Cnidaria; Anthozoa; Actiniaria; Actiniidae
Molecular function (GO): Notch binding
Source: RefSeq, a predicted model, not a curated record
CGUCCGAGAAGAUAAUGAGGUUUUUGGUCUCUCUUUUUGUUUUUGUUUUGCUUAUUCGUUUCUCUAAAGCACUCAAAAAUGAAAUCCUUGCUCGAAAAGGAAGUCUUCGUCGAGAUACAGUCAAUAAGUUUGGCUACGCUAGGUUUGUAAAACACGAGAAUUCGUACCUUGAUGUAUCUGUGGCCUUUAACAGCUUUGUAAGAAGGGCAGGGGAGUGUGCGUUCAUCUGCGCUAACUCUUCUAUCGGUUUCUCGUUUAAUUUCGCCAUCAAUGCUGAUAUUCAUGGAAGACAUAUUUGUGAGAUUCUCGCUACGGAUAAGUACAACGCCUCGGACAAGUUUUCAUGUCAACCUGGACUCAAUCAUUACAGUAUCUAUAGCCCUUGUUCGUCAUUCCCUUGUCGUAACGGAGCAACAUGUAAAGCUAUCUAUGAAGAAAACAAAUACGAGUGUCUCUGUAAACCCGGCUACAAUGGAGUGCACUGUGAAAAUGGUGUAGAUUACGAGAUGGAUGUUGCUCUUCAUGGACAUUCGUACGAGAAUGUCACAGUUACAAACAUCAAAGAGUGCUUAACGACAUGUUUGAAUGAAUGUCGUUGUAUGUCCUAUCAACUGUUUGGUACGCGCUGCGAGUUGCUGGACGAGGACAGGCAUACAGCACCGGCAGACUUUGUGCCGACACCAGGGUACAAAUACAACGAACCGAAGCCAAAGACGACACAGGGGUCCAUUAAUUGUGCUACAUCCGGGACGCCAGCUUCAAUGUCGUCAUUAAACUGCAGCAAUGGAUGUUGUCAGAAUAUCACCUGUCUUAAUGGAGGAACGUGUAUCGAACAAUGCAGCAAGGAUGUCAGACCCAAGUUCCAGUGCCUUUGUAUCCCAGGGAUCUUCACAGGCAGAAUGUGCGAGAAGCCCAUGACCUGUGCCGCGCAUGGCAAAGGACUUGUUUCUGGUCUUUAUCCCAUCGCUUUACCUUCUGGCGACAAGAUGAAUGUUUACUGUGAUUUCCAUUCACAACCAGGUUUCGUUUGGACUCUGAUAGAGUCGUUUGGCUUUGCUAAUAUGUUAAAGUACCGAUACAAAUCCUUCAUCAGGGAUUUUCCUGUCAACCAAGCGGGUACUUUUAACUGGACUGACUACCGCCUGUCUCGCCUGGUCAUGCUGCACAUCAGAAGUAACUCGACUCUCUUUAGAGCCACAUGUAAGUACGAGACUGACGGCCUCGUCACGCGGGACUACAUUCGAGGUUUGCUGACCAACUUUGACAUCAUUAUGCGUGCAAGUGGAGCCAUUUGUGCGCAUGUGMAGUACAUUAAUGUGCGAGGAAUCAACUGCACCGAAUGCACUACACAUCUUCGUCAAGUUACUUCGUUACAUGUUCUCGUCAACAGUGGUUUUGGAGCUGGUAUGGGAUGUGAAUGGGAUGGAAGUCAGGGGAUGAUGACGAUUACAAAAACCACGGAAGAGGGCCGCAAGAUUAAGUAUUUUGAUGUAAAUUUUGGUGCCUAUUUUGACCCGGUCAACCCUGCUCACCGAUGUUCAUCUUCGCCUUCUUCUACCACACAAUGGUGGCUUGGUACGCCCGAGUACGUGUAAUGAAGUUAUUACGAACAUUUGAGGCCCCUUUGAUUCUAUCAUGGGUGCAGACAUCGAUGAACUCAAUUCAUUCCGAGAGUCACCAAACACAWAUCGACUACUGAACUUUUUUCUCUUUUGGGAAACUAUUUCUGUUAAAGACGUCUCUCGACAACCCUAUGCUUACUUUCCUUUCCGACAUUCAACACACGAACUAUCUAUAAAAGCAUGAACUUGACUAGUAGAUUGUAUGGGAAAUCACAAUGAUAGAAAUCUUCCUUAGGAAUGAACUACGCUCGAAACUAAGGCCGCAUGUUUGUCAAUUAACGAGUCCAGUGAAACCAAAUAUUCUCACUUCUUGCUAAAAACURUUCCACAAGGACUCAUGUCAAGGGACCAUACGUAUCAAUAUUUUUCAUAGAAAGCUUCUUCCGUAUUUCGCCUCCAGACAUCAAAUGCUAUACGGUAGCUUAAAUACAGUGGGACAUGCAGCAAGUUAGACGAGUUGCUGCAAAUAAGAACCUAGUUGCUGCAAAUAAAAGACAACUUGUUGCAUUUUAGACGCGGGUUGCUGCAAAUAAGAAUCUAGUUUCUACAAAUAAGAAUCGAGUUGCUGCAUUUUAGACGCAGGUUGAGUUGCGGGAUGUCUUCGUAAAAGCACUGUUUGCCAAAAUUUGCUAAAAAGAAUAUACUGAGUAACCAAGUGCAGUAAAUGCUCUUGUCCGCAAACUAGCCAGGAAAGUCACCGGGAAAGCAUAGUUCAACUAUCUGGUUAUGCUGAUCGAAGUUAUACAUAGCUAGGAAUAAUAUUCUCUUUUUCCUAAAACGAUUGCCUUAUUGUUGAAUAUUUCAAUAUAGUGAGAAAUUGGAUUAAAAAAAAAAAAAAAAAAAAAAAAAAAAAAAAAAAAAAAAAAAGGAAAAAAAAAAGAAAGAAAAUCCUAUGUGCAUAAGAUGGGAUUCAGACCCGCAACGAAAAGAAAUUCCAAAAAAUCGAUUCCACUUUGCCAUACCCCCGAGACAUCCGCAGAGCUGAGGCGGCGUAUGGACUUCGGACCUGACG